Heteronotia binoei (common prickly gecko) is the source of this 1177-nucleotide messenger RNA. It is a transcript of the gene ZMAT4, whose product is annotated as zinc finger matrin-type 4. Gene Ontology annotation, molecular function: zinc ion binding; nucleic acid binding. The transcript has 7 exons. NCBI's taxonomy places the organism in Eukaryota, Metazoa, Chordata, Lepidosauria, Squamata, Gekkonidae. Bases 38 to 727 code for a protein of 229 amino acids. The record is from RefSeq and is a predicted model, not a curated record. Gene Ontology annotation, cellular component: nucleus.
CCUGGCCCCCUUCAGCCCGAGCAACGAGCGAAAGCAGAUGAAGUCAUCAGAUCUUGACCAGGAAUUAUUCACAGAAACCUACUGUAAAGUGUGCAGCGCUCAGCUAAUAUCGGAAUCUCAGCGUGUGGCCCAUUAUGAGAGUCGGAAACAUGCAAGCAAAGUUCGGCUUUACUAUAUGCUCCACCCAAUAGAUGGAGGCUGUCCUGCUAAGAAGCUGCGGUCAGAAAAUGGCAGCGAUGAUGACUUGGUGGAUAAGAACAAGUGCUGCACACUGUGUAACAUGUCCUUUACUUCAGCCGUGGUGGCUGAGUCACACUAUCAAGGGAAAAUCCAUGCCAAAAGGUUAAAACUGUUGCUAGGAGAGCAGCCAACAUUAAAGGCCACAGAGACAAACCUGAGUUCCCUAAAGCAGCCACAUGUGGACAGCACUCCGGUGGUGUCUCCACCCCACCAGAGAAGAGACUCUGACCGGUAUUGCCAGCUUUGUGCAGCUUGGUUUAAUAACCCGAUGAUGGCACAGCAACACUACGAUGGGAAAAAACACAAAAAGAAUGCAGCCCGGGCCGAUUUAUUAGAGCAGCUAGGGAAGACGCUUGACCUAGGGGAGUUAAGAGGUCUGAAGCGCAGCUAUACGUGUAACAUCUGUAACGUCACUCUAAACUCAAUAGAACAGUAUCAUGCACACCUGAAGGGCUCCAAACAUCAGACCAACCUGAAGAACCAAUAGAGGGGCAUCAAUCUCUGAGUCAGUGAAAUGUUCCCGGCCCAGAUUUCUUCUUUGCAGAAGAGCCCUUUGCCUACAGACAUGAUGCUUUCUUGGACAAUAAGCACUACCUGUGUGGCAUCAUAAAUGUAUAGCUAAUCUUUGCUUUUGGACUAUGAAUGGAUUUUACUUUUAUUUUUUAUUUUGUGGUGAGUAACAAGAUUCAGAUGGACUUUUUUACCUUUUGGAAGUAGAUUCUAUAUAUUCAGUCUAAAAUCAAGAGUAUGUUUAAAACUGUAAGAUAGAAAACAAAACUUUCACGUUCAUCUUCGGAUACCACUGGAAUAAUUUUUUUUCUUUUUUCAUAUUUAUUCUUAGAUUUCUUCAGAGAGUAUAAGAUCCUAUUAAAUUAUCCAUGAUUGUGAUGUAAGUAACCAGUCUUCAGCAAGAAAUAAACAUGUUAUCUUCAUAUUA